Molecule: messenger RNA, 6636 nt
Organism: Orbicella faveolata
Lineage: Eukaryota; Metazoa; Cnidaria; Anthozoa; Scleractinia; Merulinidae
Cellular component (GO): actin cytoskeleton
Molecular function (GO): actin filament binding
Source: RefSeq, a predicted model, not a curated record
UAAACGUUUGAAAAAAGGAUCAAAGCAAACCGGGGCGUCGCUUGUGGAGGCAUUAUAAUUUCAUAAACUCUCCUGGAAUCCUCACAAAGAGCUUUUAAGUUGAAAUUUUACAACGGUGCUUUCUUCGCUAUUUAAUCUGUGGGAUAAGACAAUCGACAGAAGGCGACAGCAACCCAGUCGAGCCAAGAAUGAAACAGAACUGAUAGCGAUCGCUCGGGAUGGCUGAUCGUCCGUGCAGGAACUUUCAGCCAAAUGUAUUUAACAAGAGCAAGUGUCAAAAUUGUUUCAAGCUGAAAGAAGCACACGGCUCCUCUGGAUCCAGCCAAGAUGUGUCAUUUCAAAGUGUGACACGAAAACAGUCAGCUCAAAAGGUAUAUUCAAGACUGCGGACUGUGGUCAAAUCAGGGGUUCUGUGCAUAACAACUCACGAAUCGGUAGAUAAAGGGAGGGUUCUUCCUUCGCGAUGGAACAAGCGUUGGUUUGUGCUAAAUUCUACAGGGACACUGGACUUUUUUUUCUACGACGAACAGAAGAACUGCUCAACUGAAAGACUGGAUGGCAGUAUCAAUCUUGACUUUUGCAAUGGCAUGUUCAUUGGUGAGGCAGAUACCGGUGAACCAUUUUCCAUUGGGUUGAAGCUAGGAAGGACAACCUACUACCUCAAGGCCGAGAAUAGACUGGAGUUGGACAAUUGGUCACGGGUGCUUAAGCCAUUUGUCCAAGCAUCACAGGCAUUUGUUCCCCGUAGAAGCUCGAGUAGCUCUAGUGACUCAGAUGUGUUUCUCCAGAGUACAGCAGCUACUGUUUCGCGUGUACCAAGUUUUGAUAAAAGCACUCUUUCGAAAGUCAGCACCACUCCUCUAAGUAGCCGACCCACUGUGAGUACCGAGGAACAACAAGCAUCGCUCCAACUAGAGAAACUGAAAGAUGAGAAUAAGCGUUUAAGAGAGCAAAGCGUGUUGUCUGCAAGACAGAAGGACUCCGCGCACAUCCUCGAGCUUGAGUUGAAAACGAAGGUGAACAGAAUAAAAGAGCUGGAGAAGGAACAUUCUCAGUGUAGAGAUUACCAGAAAGCUUUGCUGUUUCAGGAGAAAGAACUGCUCGAGGCGAGAUCGAAAGUGAAUGACUUGAGACAGAGGUUGGAAGAGAAAGAGAAGCUUCUUCAACAACAUAAAGGAAAACUGUCAAUUCAUGCCAAAGAACUCGCGGAAGCCAAGGCUGAUCUUCAGGAAGCGAAUAGCAUUAUUGGAAUUCACAGAGCAAACGUUGAGUCGUUGAAAAGCGAACUUUCGUCCGUGAAGCACGUCUCGCGAAGUGGCAAAGAGAAAUUGAUUUUAGCUGGAGAGGAACCGGAGAGUGAUCAAGUGUUCAGUCUGAAGGGUGAUACGAAUGGCCAUGACGGCAAGGAUUUGGAAUCCAAACUGGCAGUGCUUAUGCAGAAACUGAAGCAGAAUGAACGAGAAUUGCUGGUGAAGACUAGAGAACUUGAGAAAGCCAACGAAAGUCGGUCGAAGGUCGCGAAGUACACCAGGUCGCUUUUGCAGGAGCUUGAGUCGAAGUUGAGCAAUAACGAGAGAAAGCUGGCCGAGACUGAAAACCACUUGGUUAACAAAAACUUAGAGCUUGAAUACGAGAAAGAAAGACGCGUCAAAGUUGAAGAGGAGAACAACCGACUGUUUGCAGAACUUGAACUGCUGUCGGAUGAGCGGAAAAAAGAUGGACUUUCAAAAGAGGUCGUUGAGCUGUUAAACAGAGCAAGAGAACGCGUUGCGUCGGAAAAUAUCGUAGCGGCAAGGGUGACAACUGUAGAGGCGGAGGUGACUCAGGCCGAGCCAAAAUCUAGUGAUGAUGAAAAAAGAACUAGUAACGGUUUGUCCUAUGUCAAGGAACUUAAUAAAUUGAAAUUAGCUCUUGAUUCGGUGGAGAGUAGUGAUUCAGAACAGAGUGAAUCCGGUCGUGGCGAUCACGAUGCCGCUUUGAAAUCCGCCACCAAGGAAAUUGAUCGUUUAAAAGACUGUUUGAAAGAGAAAGAACAGGAUGUAGAAAGCUUAAAAACCCAGCGUAACAGAUUUAAGGACGAUUUGAAAAAGAGAGAAAGCGAACUGGAGAAUUUGCACAAGGAAAUGAGGAAAUUGGAAGAUAGAAAUGCCGAUGUGGUAGAGAAAAACAGAGAAUUGGAAGAAAGACUACAAACUGUUGAAAGCGAACUUACAGAAAGUAUGGAACGAGAAAUAUUUCUUCAGACCGAAAAUGAAACUGAUGAAGGGGAACGGUGGGACGUCAAAGAGCGUAUUGUAGGUUUGGAGGAAGAAAUCUCAAUUUACAAGGACAAAAUUGAAGAACUGGAAGCAAAAUUAUUGCAAAAAGAAUCCAAUAGUUUAAGCGCAGAGGCGGAUAAAAAACGGCUUUAUGAUUUAGAGAAACUGUUGAAACGUAAAGACGAUGAAUUGAGAGACACUGAAAGGAAUUGUGCUCGGAGAGAAAAAGAUUUGAUGAAGCAAGAGGAGGCUAAACGAGACGAGAUGGAAAUUGAACUAAACCGGGAAAAACUUCGUCUUGAAGAACUUCAGAAUCAGUUCGACGAUCUGCGAAACGCUUUGGAAUCCGAGCGGAGAAAGUUGCAAGGAAGGGACGGUGAAGUUGAGGAACUUAAAAGGAAAACUGAACUCAUGGUGUACAGAGAGGAUGCGGAAAAGCACAUCGAUGAACUGGAAUCAGAGUUGAAAGAUAGAGAAGAAAAAUUGUCUGACAGAGAGUCUUCUCUAGCAGUCGCCCACGAACGGAUUGCUGUCUUCGAAGAAAAAUUGAUUCUUUAUGAAUCGACAGCGAGAGGCUAUGAUUCCAAGAAUAGUGAUGAUCUUCAAAACAAAAUUCGCGUCCUGCAGGAUGAGCUCGAAGAAACAAGAGAGAAGUUAGCGGUAGCUGAAGAAAGACUCGUGGACUACGAAGUUGAGGAAAAACUUCUUUCUGCCGAACUACAAAAAAGCAAAAAAGAAGACGAAGAUUUUAAGGUUGAUGAGGUGAAAAGGAAGCUCACGGAAGCCGAAGAGCGAAUCAGGAAGUACGAAGAUUUUGCCAAGGACAAAAACUCUAAACUCAUAGCGAGUGAGGAGAAGGUUAUAGAACUGGCUGAAGAAUUAGCAAGAAGACUUACAGUUGAACAAGAAACGGCGGAGUGGAUUCAAGGUGUUGAAAACAACCUUACCUUGAGAGAAAAAGAAUUGAAUACGACGCGAGAGAGCUUAGUUAACAAAGCCAAAGAGCUGGAUAAAGAAAAGUAUAGCAUAUUAGACGUGAUGGAAUUGUCCAUGAAAUAUAUCAAAGAGUUAGAGCUAGCCAUUAGCGAGGAAAAGGAGAAUUCUAAAGAGCUGGAGAGGCAACUGGACGAUGAGAGGUCGCGAGUGACGCAAAUGGUUAAAGAGAUGAAGGAUGCUCAAACAGAAGGAAGCGAAAGCCGGGAAACCCUCAGCGAAAGCGUGAAAGUGGAACAGAUGGAAGAGCGGUUAGCGUUUUGCGAAAGAAGUCGAGAAAUGGAAGCCACUCGAGUGAAACAGCUGCAGACAGAGCUUGAAGAUUCAAGGAAGAAAUUCGCUGAGGAGUUGAGUCUCCAAAGAGAUUCUCAUGUCCACGAAAUGCAAAAGUUAAACGAAGAGACGCUGCAAGUCUCCGGAGCGGCAAGUUCCGAGGCUGACGAGCUGAAAUUACGGCUAACUUCUCGUGUGAUAACUCUUCAGUCUGACAUCAGCGAACUUAAGGCCUCUCACCAGCAAGAGAUCGAGAAAUUAAGAGCUCUUCACAAGAAGGAGUUAGAGAACGCGCGGCGGGAAGCCAUCUUGGAAAGUAGCGCUCGUGAAAUGAUCCGAGAAAAUGACGAGGAAAUGGCCGCCAGAGUACAAGAACUAGAGACUGAGAUGAAGGAAAUGACAGAAAGGUAUGAAGGUCAGAUGGAGCUACUGAAGAAAAGUCAUUCUCGAGAGAUGGACAAACUAAAGAGGAGCAGUGGGGACGGUGUGGAUGGUCUGCAAACUGAAGUUGUUCAUCUACAGGUCGAGAUGGAGAAUAUGAGUCAGAAGUACAUGGAGGAGAUCGAGAAUCUCAAGGUUAAUCACGGUGAAGAGCUUGAACAGCUCAAGCGCGACAUGGCUAUUGUUCUCCAGGCCUCUUUAGGAGCGGCGCCUUCACCAGCCAAGGGCGAUGACUCGAAUGUCCAGCAGCUCAAGAAUCGAAUUCACGAACUGGAGCAAGAAACAGAGGAACUCAGCAAGAAAUACAACGAGGAACUCAAGACUGAACGGGAAAAACAGCAACGAGAGAUCGAGCAAACACGUAACGACAUGAUGACAGUGAUCCAAGCGAUAAGAUCAGAAAAAUAUUUCGACGUGGAGGGAUCUGCUUCGCCAAUGACUCCAAAAGAACUGCCGCAAGACCUGGCCGCCAUGCGCGCAGAGUACGAGACGAAGAUCGCUAAAUUACAAGAAGAACAUCAAGAAGCUCUACGGGAGGCCAAGAGAUCGAGGACGGUGCCUCUGGUUACUUUGGAAGGAGAAGCCCAGAGUGAUUCCCAGCUUCAAAAGCGUGUCGUUCAGCUAGAGUCGGAGUUGGCGUCGUGUCGGGACGAGUUCCAAAAGCAGUUGUUACAGAAACAAGUUAAGCAUGACGAGGAAGUCAAUCUUCUCAAGGCCGACAUGUUGGUCGCCAUUCAGGUGGCAAGGAGUGGCAACACGUCACCAAAUGGUGGCAGUCAGCCCGACUCACAGACAGUCGCCAGUACCAUCACCCGUGCAGGAAUGAAGCUCUCAUUAGAGGAAGCGAUGACAAAAAUUGACGAUCUCGAAAAGGAAAUUGAAACGAGCAAAAAGCAGGCCAAAAAGGAAAAAACAGACUUGGAGAAAAGUUUGAAAAAAUCCGAGGCUGCCACCAUGUUUGGGCUGAGAAGAACGGAAGAGAUGAGCAUAAAGAUUUACCAGAUGCAAAAAGAAAUGGAAGCCAUCGACAGAAAAUAUCAAAAGGAAAUUAAAAUGUACAAAGACGCUUUUGAACGGGAGAAAGAAGAGAAGUGCAAGAUGGGUGACUGGGAAACGCUCUCGUCAGAGAACGAUAGUCUGAGAUUGGAAAUCGAAGAGCUUGAUUUGAAAAUCGAAGAAAUGGAGGCCGCGCACGCUGCCGAGGUCAAUAUGUACAAACAAAAGCUAGGCGAGGAGAAGAUGCAGAACGUUGAGGACUUGAGAUUGAAAAUCAAGAGUUUAGAGGAUGUUAUCGAAGAACAGAAGUUAGAGCACGAAAAAGAGCUGGAGGAUUUGAAGCAGGAACGGGAUGCUUCAGUUCAGGAAUUAAAACGAAGACACGAGAAAGAACUUGAAAGCGUCAGGAGCGAGCAACGUGUGUUGAACGGCGCGAGUGGAAAUACUCUGGUUACGUCUUUAGAUUUAAAACAAAAAGAACAGAAGAUUAAAGAUCUUGAGCUUAAAGUCGAAGAACAAGAAACUCUGCUUGAGGUGAAGAGGCGGAGACACAAAGAGGAAAUUAAAAGUCUCCGUCAAAGACUAGACGAUGAAAUUCAGAAGCACAGCGAAGAUGUGCGCUCGCAUCGCACAAAGGUUCGACAGCUGGAGCGACGCAAGUCCGAGCACUCGAUCUCGUUCGGAUUCGUGGACGACGAUUAUAAACGAAUGUACGACGAACAACGAUCGGAAAAUAUCAAACUUAAGUUCACUGUUGAGAAGCAGAAGAAAGAGCUAGAGGAGAUGCGUAGUACGAUGGCGAAAGAAGAGGAGAAAGCAGCAAUAGCAGAGGUGACGGAGAGAAGAAGGCCAUACGAGUCACGCCGUCCCGUAUCAGACUCUUUCCCGUCUAGCUUUUCGUACAGCAGGAGCUCCUCGUCCCAGGACUCCACUCUUUCAUCCGCAACCAAAGAACCCCUGAGGAAGGUGUCGUCUGACGCGAAGGUCGACUCCGACCCAGUUUGGAAGAGGGCGUCAGGGGGGCCUCUGUCAAGACAGACUUCCGAAGGAGGGGCGGGGAGGUACGGCACAACCAUCACGAGGCAAUCAUCAACUGAUGUCGGAAAGGGGAAACCUUUGACGAGACAACUUUCUAAGGGGGUGGAAUCUUCCAAUAUGGGUUCUGUUGCUGCUCGUGUUGCCCUGUAUCAAACUGUAGCUUCCAAGUUCAAAGAUAAAGAUGAAAAAACAGGGCAGAGAAAACCGUGAAUGAGAUUGUAAUGUUGAGUUUUCAGUGCAAAGAUUCGGACCUGAAAGAAAGAAAGAUGUUAAUUCUAUUCUACUCUGUCUUCAAAAAUUUAAUUUGAAACACCGUGUAAUUAUGUACAGCUACAACAGUGUAGAUGUUUGUAAAAGUAGGUUUAAAAAACUAAGCUCUUCAGGCGCUCGAUAUUUUGUAUCAAGACUAAAUUGUACUAAAACUGAGAAACGUUUGAAUUUGUAAAAACUAUGGAGUAAGCGUCACUUUAGAGUGUAAAGCCGAAAAUAUUCGGAAGGUAUUUUUGUAACAAUCAGAACUAUUUUUAUAAGGUUCCGUGUGUUUUUAGUCGAAGCUUCCAACGGCAACCUAUUCAAUUUAGUUUUUUGUUUAGAUUCACUAGCACUUGAGUCGAGUGAAUAAACUCAUUUAUUCUGA